ACAAGAAUAAGAGCGUCCUCAUCCUAUAAAAACCCAAAAGAGCAGCCACUUCACAAAUACAAAAUGUUGCCACUUGCACUUGCACCUACUCUUCUUCUUCUAUAAGUUUCUCCGCCUCAACUGUACUCGCUCUCAUCAACGACAUCGUCGCUUUGUGUCAUUAACAGUCAACAAAAUGGCAGCAAUGUCAGGGAAGAUUGUCCAAAAUGUUUUUGUAGCACAGAAUAGGCUGUACGGGACCCAAUACCAUCCGAGGGACUGUUGUGCCCCUCAUACCCGCAAUUUGCUUCCCUUCUUUGGAGGGAAGUUGGCAUGGAGUAGCAUAGUACCUUCCGUGCAAAUGCACACCUUACCAAUAUACCAGAGUGGUUUUGUUAACCGACGAACUUUUUACUGCAAUGCUACUUCAUCUGCAACUGCAGUGCCGUAUCUUGACAAAGUUGAUUUCCUGAAGCUUCAAAAUGGCAGUGAUAUUCGAGGUGUGGCUGUUGCUGGUGUUGAGGGAGAGCCUGUUACCCUUACUGAACCAGUUACAGAAGCAAUAGCAGCUGGCUUUGCAGCAUGGCUACUGGAAAAGAAAAAGGCUGAUGCUCCUAAAAAGUUGAGAGUUUCUAUUGGUCAUGAUUCCCGAAUAUCUGCACAAAUAUUACAGGAUGCUGUUUCUCGAGGUAUUGCUGGUGCAAGCCUGGAUGUUGUUCAAUAUGGAUUGGCGUCAACCCCAGCAAUGUUUAAUAGCACACUCACUGAAGAUGAAGCAUUUUUAUGUCCAGCUGACGGAGCUAUAAUGAUAACAGCUAGUCAUCUCCCUUACAAUCGGAAUGGUUUCAAAUUCUUCACAAAUUCUGGAGGGCUUGGGAAGGCCGACAUUAAAGACAUUUUGGAGCGUGCUGCAGAUAUAUAUAAGAACUUUACAGAUGAAGGUUUAAUGAAGUCAAGAAGAGAGGCUUCUGCAUCAAUAAAGAGAGUUGACUACAUGACGGUUUAUACUUCUGAUCUUGUGAAAGCAGUCCGUGAGGCUGCAGGAAAUAUAGAGAAGCCAUUGGAGGGGUUCCAUAUAAUUGUAGAUGCAGGAAAUGGGGCAGGAGGAUUCUUUGCUGCAAAAGUUCUUGAGCCUUUGGGGGCUAUCACUUCUGGAAGUCAGUUCUUGGAACCAGAUGGUUUGUUCCCUAAUCAUAUUCCCAAUCCAGAAGACAAGGCAGCAAUGAAUGCUAUCACCCAGGCAGUCCUUCAAAACAAGGCUGAUCUUGGGAUAAUAUUUGAUACUGAUGUAGACAGAUCUGCUGCUGUGGACUCCACUGGUCGUGAAUUCAACCGGAAUCGUCUUAUUGCUUUGAUGUCUGCAAUAGUUUUGGAGGAACAUCCAGGAACAACUAUUGUUACAGACAGUGUGACUUCAGAUGGGUUAACUACAUUUAUCGAAAAUAAACUUGGGGGAAAGCAUCAUCGUUUCAAAAGAGGCUAUAAAAAUGUCAUUGAUGAAGCAAUACGUUUGUAUUCCAUACAGAAUUCAGUUGGUGAGGAGUCACAUCUAGCUAUUGAAACAAGUGGACAUGGAGCUCUCAAGGAAAAUCACUGGCUAGAUGACGGGGCAUACCUAAUGGUCAAACUUUUAAAUAAACUAGCUUCAGCUAGAGCUUCAGGAGUUGGUGGUGGCAGCAAAGUUUUAACUGAUAUGGUGGAGGGUCUGCAGGAACCAGCAGUUGCUGUGGAAUUGAGACUGAAAAUCAAUCAGAAUCAUCCAGAUCUUAAAGGAAGAUCAUUUUGGGAGUAUGGAGAGGCAGUGCUGCAACACUUGAAGAACUCUGUGGAUACAGACAUAAAGCUUCAGAAAGCCCCUGUUAACUACGAAGGGGUUCGAGUUUCUGGUUAUGGAGGGUGGUUCCUUCUGAGACUCUCACUCCAUGAUCCAGUUCUUCCCCUUAACAUUGAGGCACCUAACAAGGAAGAUGCUCUGAAACUCGGACUUGCUGUGGCUUCUGCUGUCAAGGAAUUCCAUGCUUUGGAUACAUCUGCCUUGGACAAAUUUGUCCAAUAACCAUAAAUUAUAGACCAGUGGAUACAUCUGUCCGUUUCAUGUGCAGCCUGUUUGCUGAAGUGGCUUUCAAUUCCAGCAUGGUCGACUUUCACUAUAACAGUGCGUAAUUUAGAACCCGAGGAAGUUCUCCUUGUUAAUUUUGGUUUUUGCAGGCAGUGCUACAAUGAUGUCAGCGUAUAAAUGUUAUGAGCUUGCUAAAAUGUUCGCAUCUAAAGUCACAGCGAUUUGAAUAAUACAUGAUAGUCAUAAUCCCUAAGAGCAAUGCCAUCUUUCUGUAUAAUAAGACACUGCAUUUUUGGCUCAGCAUGGUGCUACUGGUUUAUUUACGCCGUGUAGUUGUGCUUGCAAUCGAAUCUCUUUGUGCAUUCUGUUAAUGCAAAACGGUGUUGUAGA
Molecule: messenger RNA, 2428 nt
Organism: Ricinus communis (castor bean)
Lineage: Eukaryota; Viridiplantae; Streptophyta; Magnoliopsida; Malpighiales; Euphorbiaceae
Product: phosphoglucomutase
Exons: 18
Coding region: 176-2035 (619 amino acids)
Biological process (GO): carbohydrate metabolic process
Cellular component (GO): chloroplast stroma
Molecular function (GO): phosphomannomutase activity
Source: RefSeq, a predicted model, not a curated record